This is a messenger RNA of Ictalurus furcatus (blue catfish), 860 nucleotides long. Its product is annotated as transmembrane protein 272-like. The transcript has 5 exons. NCBI's taxonomy places the organism in Eukaryota, Metazoa, Chordata, Actinopteri, Siluriformes, Ictaluridae. The record is from RefSeq and is a predicted model, not a curated record. Bases 50 to 577 code for a protein of 175 amino acids.
GCAGAGAACAGACAAAACUUGUGAAGCCAGUGAAAGAAUACAAAGCAACAUGGAAGUAGCAGAAGAUUUGCAGCAUACCCUAAAUCUGGUACAACCAACAAGUAUUCCCUCUUUAGUGCUAUCCAAAUCACUGGUGGUGGGUGUAUCCAUUGCUCAGAUCACCAUAGGUGCAAAGUAUCUAAAGGAGUGUACUGUGCAGAACUACAUCCCUGUGUAUGUGCUGGUGUCUGGAGUGUUUAACAUGAUUAUGGCCCUGUUUGCCUGCCUUCCCUGUGGUCAGAAAGAUAAUUCAACACUGAAGAGACUCUCUUCCAUCUGGAACAACCUGGUGUCUGGCUUCACAAUCUGCUGGUUCAUUGCUGGCAGUGUGUGGGUCUACUCUAUCUACCCCCCCAACUACAACUCAACUGUGGUGGGUGAGCCCUACUGCAAUAAGACCCUCUACCUGUUUGCCUUCUGGACCACUACGCUGGUGUACAUCUUAUUUGCAGUAUUAAUAGUGGGCGGUUGCUGUUGUCUUGUAUGUAUGUGUGUACCCAAGUCAGAAGACCAGCCUGAACAAGUUACCCCAGCCUGACUAUUAUGUUAUAGAGAAAAAGCUGUCCCCUGUUUAAAAACCCUAAGUUUUACAUUUUCAUACAUGACAACUGAUUCAUAAACACUACUUAACAUAUUCAAGAAUGCUUCUCCUGAUGGUUCCAUCAGGGUCAGCCUUCCCUGGAUGCUUCCUGGAAGGCAGUGUUCCAGGAAUGUCUGAGGCUAUUUGGAAGAUAAAGUAAAGUAAGGUCUGACACCUUACUACAUACUUUCUAUGAAGUUUUCGAAAUGUGAAAAUAUGCUAUGUAAAUCCUCAGGCCAUU